Messenger RNA from Neoarius graeffei (lesser salmon catfish), 4115 nucleotides. Its product is annotated as coiled-coil domain-containing protein 158-like. The record is from RefSeq and is a predicted model, not a curated record. Lineage: Eukaryota; Metazoa; Chordata; Actinopteri; Siluriformes; Ariidae.
GAAGGGUGUGCUAGCUGCGUUAGCUCCGUUAGGCGCUCAGUAGGCAGGCAGUGCUGUCUAACACCGAGCAAACCGGUGACCGAGCUAAUGCUUUUAAUAUCGUUUUCAGUUUAUGAGAUAUUUAUUUUAGUAAAAUGAAGGAUACAGGAGUGCAGAAUGUCACUCGAGCUACAGAAUGACGGAAAUAAGCGCGAGAAGGGAAGCUGCACACCGGAAGUGUUGCACAGCGCGUCAGGAUGUUUGAGCAGUGAAACCGCUCGCGCUGUUCCUCCUUCCGAGACAAUGGAAGUGAAGCACUGCAUUAAUCUGACAAUGCUCAGUGAGGAACUGGAGAGAAGAACCAAAGAGACCCAGAAGCUUCAGGAAGAAGUUGAACAAGCCACGAGACUCACUUUGGAAAGAAUGGGUCGUGCAUUUAGCAACACAGAAACAUCAGGAAAUCACAUUUCUACAAACGGAUCUCCACAAUUUGAAGUUUGCAGCCGACAUUCUCGCAUCCGUUCCAUUAACUGUAAUGUGGAUGUGAAUGGAGCGAGUUGUCUGAGUUUCCAAGGCAGAGAUGUUCUCGAACAUGCACUCGAGGACUAUUCACAGCAAGUCUCAGACCUCCAAAAGCAACUGAGAGAGACGUACGAGCUGCACGAACUUCAGAAGUUUAAUUUCACCCAGUCCAUCAUCAAAUUAGAGAACAAACUGCAAGAAAGCCAAACCGAGAAAGAUACCCUGGCAAACUUAAGACUAAAGGAAUCUCAGAAACAUACCAAGCUGAUGGAGCAACUACAGGCAGCUCAGCUGGAGCUGCACUUGCUGAAACAGACAGAAGGCGACAAACUGAUGGAAGCUGAGGACAGAGUGAAUACUUUAAGCAUGAAAGCAGAAAUGAUGGCACAAAUGCUGCAGGACAUCUUCACCAGGCUUUCAGAUUAUGAGAAACGCAGUGGAAAAAGCAGCUUUCUUUGCUAUGAUGGAGCCUUCAGCCAAAGCCAGCUUCAUCUAGGACAUGCAGUGGAGAAAGCACUACAAGACCUGGAGAAUGACAACCGUGGCCUCCAGGAAAAACUGCAAAUGGUGGAGAGAGAGCUGAAAGAGCUGAAGGAACUGGGUCAGGAAAGAACAGAAUCUCUUCUGCAGGAGCAUAAGGAAAGAAUGGAGCAGCUCGUUUCCAGUUAUGAGCAGAAGGUGGCGAUGUUGACUGAGAAACUGAAUCACUCUCAGACUAAUGCAGAUGGUCUGCAACACCAGCUGGACAUAUUACAACAACAGCUCCAAAGCCAGACCUCACUGCACCAAGCAGAGAUGAGUGAUAUGGAGUCUGCUGUCUCCAUACUACGCUCAGACCUGCUGGAGAAACAGCAGACUUACACAGUUAAGGUCAGAGUUCUGGAGGAGGCGCUGGCUCAGGCAGAAUCCCAGGCAGAGCAGGUCCAGCGAGAGAGAGCCCUCUGCCUCCAGCAGGCUGAAGAACUGGACACGCAGCUCUGCCAACUUACAGAGCAGAGCAGCGGGGCAGCCAGGAGGCUACAUUCUCCGCUGGGCGAACAGGAUGCAGAGCUGCCACUCAAGCAGCAAGAAGUUCAACAGGGCCAGGCUCAGCUGGAGGAGGCAUGGGCAAAGGUGCAGGCGCUACAGACCGAGGUGGAACUGUUGAGGCUCAGGCUGGAAGAUGGAAAAAAGAGUGGCGAGUUGUUCAUGAGGCCUCUAGUGGCCCUGCAGCAGGAGAGGAAGAGCCUGACCGUGCAGCUCGAGCAGCUCCGGCUGGACAACCUGCAGUUGAGGGCUGCCCUGCUGGAGGCAGAACUGAGGCUGAGUGCUGUGGAGCAGGAGAAGACCCAGCAGCAGGCAGCCCUGUCCGAGAGAACCUGCAGCCUCCACCAGCUAACUCUGGAGAAACAGCAGAUUACUGCUGAGCUGGAGAGCCAGCGCAAGAAGCUAGAUCAGCUCAAAGAAGAACAGGAGGCUUUAAAAGAAGAACACAACAGUAAAACUGAGGAGCUACACUGGCAGAACAGCAAGCUAAAAGCCCAGCGUAACAACAUCCGAAAUGACUUGGAGCAGGCCAAAAGUGCCCUCAAAACACUGGAGGGUGCUGAUGAACAUGGUCUAAAGGUUGCCUUGGGCAUAAUGAAGCAGAUCACUGCCAAGCGAGAACAGGUUGACUUACUCCAUAGCCGUGUACAGAUGCUGGAGGAGACCACAGAAAAACUCACUCAGGAGAAAAACUACCAGGUGAUGAAGAGCAAACGUCACGCACAGGAGCUGCUUUUUGAGAGGGAGAGAAGGAAGAGGCUUGAAAUUGAGUUGGAGGCUUACCAUGCUAAGGAGAAUCUGCAGAAGAGUGAAAUUGAGCGACUCGACACAGCUCUGCACAAGAUGUCUGACAGUUUUGCAGAGUGCCAAGAACACAUUCAGAAACAGCAGCAAGAGAUCAUGAGGCUGAAACUCCAGCACACUCUGGAGCUGAAGGAGGGCCAGAACUUAGGAUCCACAAGUGCCAGAACUUGUGAGCAGGGACAAGACGUACAAGCUCCACAGAUCAACAAACACAGACCACCCAUCACCAGCCCUACACUUCCAGCACAAGUACCAUUUCAAGAAGCUCACUCUGCGAACCAGGUGGAGUUAAACAUUAGAAGCCAGAACUGCAGCCCCGUUCUGGAGCUGCGGAGCCUGGUUAAAGAACUACGCAGUGUGAUCGAUAUGGAGCAGAGCCCUGACACCAGCUAUACCAGCUCCAGGAGGUUCGGGGAAACACACUGGAGCAGAAAAGAUGAAGUGACCGAGAAUGCUGAACGUGAAAGCUGGAAGACAAGCCCAAGUACCAGUUACAAUAAGCAAGAUCCUGUCCGAGCCCCUAACCUCAGUAAACAGGACACGAACAGUGCUUUCUCAGCUAACAAUGAAGCUGGACUGAAAGCAGGCCUGCCUUGCUACACUUCGUUUUGUGUAGCAGCAUUGGGACGGCGGUCUCCGGUACACUCCCUCCUGACCUCUGACCUUCCUACCAAUAUCCAUAGGAGCCCCAAGACACAAAGCCCUGCCCUUACUGUGCAAACAUAUAUCAUUAAGCAAGCUGAAAUAACAGGGCAGACAUGCAAGAAACAGCAGAGCAAGUUGGAUAGUCUUCAGAACAAAGCAGAUGAUCAUCAAAUAAAGAAUCAAGAAAUGACUUCGAUGAUGAUAAGUCAGCAAAAGACGAGAAGGAGGAUCAAAGACAGAAAGACACUCAAAAAAGAUAAGCUUCUAGACCAGACAGAAUGAAUAUUAAUAAUUAAUAUCUGAAAAAUAAAUGCCUUUUUUACAUACAAAAAUAGAAUGAGUUAUGAUAAAUGACUACAGCGUGCCAUCUGAUGAAAUUAUUUCGACUCAUAAUUUAAAUAAAGGACAUUUCCAACAUUUUUGCAGUUAAAAAUAGUAAUGAGUGUUGUCCAGCAUUUCGUUAUCCUUUACUAGUGUUUCAGGUUAGAGUAGUGCUCAAAUGUACCACAUUCAUGAUAGCUGAGGUGUAUUUAAAGCAUGGCAGUUCCCAAGUGUGUCAGUGUGAAACUGUUGACACGUCUGUCGCACUGGUCCUGUUCUCCUGCUCGUCCUCUGAAAAAACUGCGCUGAGAAACUGCAGAGGAAUAUAAAUUAAUCUCAGCUGUGUUCAGCUAUGGAAUGUAUAACAGUCUAGUUUUCAGGUUUCAUGAGUCAAUACAUUAUUCUUUGUCCUCACCCUGGGAACUCUCAAUCCUUUAUUGAUGAUGAACUGCUUGAAGGCCUGAGCUCCAUGAAUCUGCUUCAGUUCUUCAUCCUGUUUGUUAAAGAAAAAUGAACAGACCUUACGUGACUGAAGGAUGGCUUGACCUACCUGUCUGCUGUCAGUGGCUCCAGCUGAUUACGCUCACCUUCUCAGUGGACUGCAGCUCAAACUCAGAAUCUUCAGUCACCAAAGGGUCUCUCAGUGGCUCAUUUGCAGGACGCUUCUUCCAUGUUUUAGGGUUUAGAUACCAUGCGCCAUAUGUAGUUUUUUUACUGGGAGUAUACACCUGGUGUUGAGAGAAUAAUUGGACAAGAAUAAGGUUUGUGUAUGUUGCAUUCAUUAAUUUUUUUCAUUAAAGAAUUUUAAAAAAUGUAAA